AUGAAUUAUCCUUAUCAUGUAGCACAACGGCAGCAAAAAACAAAACUUUUGCCAAUUCAUAAGUAUUUUAGAGUAAAUUUAAAAAGAUUUCUUUUGGAGACUUCAUUGAAUGGCCUAAAAUAUGUCUAUGACAGAGAACGCAAUAUAUGGGAAAGAGCCUACUAUUUAAUAUCAUUCUCCGUUGUCUUUUCCUCGGGCAUUUAUAUGGCUGUCUAUUUUCUCAACAAAUGGCAAAAUACCCCAGUGAUCAUCAGUUUAAGUUCAGAGACGACUUCUAUUCAAGAUAUACCAUUUCCUUCGGUGACCUUUUGCAAUAUGAAUCAGGCCUCCCGCAGCAAGGUUAAAAACUACACCCAGGAUUCACCGGAAUAUGCUUUACUACAAAAACUUUGUUUCCAGAAAUACAACUACACACGUUUCAGCAGUUUUAAGCCUCGUCAUGAUGGUGAUACUUUUGCGAAUUUUAUAGUUAAAAGCGCCCAAUCCUGUGAGAGUAUGAUAUCUUAUUGUAAAUUUGGCCCUUAUGAAGAAAAAUGCACUGAUCUCUUUCGUGAAGUCCUUUUGGAUGAGGGUCUCUGUUGCGUAUUUAACCAAAUGCAUCCAUUCUAUUUGGUUAAAGGAGAAUUCCAGUUUGUUCGUGAGUACACCUCAUCUAAUGGACGCACAACUAUUCCAGUUAAUUGGAGUAUUGAAACUGGCUAUAAGAAACCUUUACCCAAGAAAUUUUAUCCCCGAACUGCUGCAGGGUCCGGAGUUUCCAUGGGCUUAACUGUGGUACUCAAUGCAGAUGUUAAUGAUUACCACUGCAGCUCCACUAAUGGGGCAGGUUUUAAGAUGCUGUUGUACAAUCCUUUGGAUUCACCCCACAUCAAAGAAACCGGCUUACCAAUUGCUUUGGGCCAACAGACUAGGGUACGCAUCAAUACCAGACGAACGGAAUCGGCACCCACUCUACGUCGCAUAGAUCCCCUAGAUCGUCAAUGUUAUUUUAGCAAUGAAAAGGAAUUGCAAUACUACAAAUACUACACACGGCGAAAUUGUGAAAUGGAAUGUGAAUCCGAAUUGCUGCUGCGUCUUUGCCAAUGCAUUCCUUAUUAUCUGCCAAUGAUAUCUACUAAUGCUAGCAUUUGCUUUCUCAAGGAUAUGGACUGUGUGGCGAUGGCAGAACUUUCAAUAAUGGACUCCCAAACCUUGAAUUGCAAGGCUAGAUGUUUAUCUGGUUGUCAAGAGCUAUUGUUUUUCCCAGAUCUAUUUGUUUCGCCUUUGGCGGCAAAAAAUUAUAGUUUACUGAAUCCAUAUUUUAAAAAUAUCUCCAAAGCAGUGGUGAGCCGAGAUUUGGCUCAGGUAUUAUUUUACUAUCAGGAGAAUUUCUUUCGGGGCAAUACUAAGGUGCCAUAUACAGGAUUUACGGAAUUUAUGUCACAAACUGGUGGCGUUAUGAGUUUAAUGGUUGGCUUUAGUGUCAUGUCCAUCGCAGAGUUUUCCUAUUUUGGUAUAUUUAAAUCAUUCCUAGAUAUGCUGUUGCACAGAUCGCCCAAGAUCUUGGAUGUAAAAGAUGACCUAGAGCAAAAUGAAGCUGAAAAUAUGAAUGAAGACAAUUCUUUGGAUAAAUUUCAUCAUCGUAUAUUAUUUAAGCGUCGUAAAUCACUACAUAGCCGCAUCAUGGUAUGGGAUAAGGAUAAUUUGGAGCAGUACAAAGAAAAGUAUUGA
This is a messenger RNA of Stomoxys calcitrans (stable fly), 1710 nucleotides long. Its product is annotated as pickpocket protein 28-like. NCBI's taxonomy places the organism in Eukaryota, Metazoa, Arthropoda, Insecta, Diptera, Muscidae. Bases 1 to 1710 code for a protein of 569 amino acids. Gene Ontology annotation, cellular component: membrane. The record is from RefSeq and is a predicted model, not a curated record. The transcript has 9 exons. Gene Ontology annotation, biological process: sodium ion transmembrane transport. Gene Ontology annotation, molecular function: ligand-gated sodium channel activity.